AUGCGCAAUCUCAAUCGCAUGACAGCGAGGCUUUCGACCGUGGCAUCACCGCUGGUACAGCUGGAACGGAGCAUGGAGUCCGGCGGUGCCUCCUCGGCUGGCUGGACUACCGGCAGGCAGUCAAAUGGCAAGCUACCGGGUCUGGAUAACCCAGCCGACCUCCUGCCACCAAUUACUGCCACCUGCGAGGUUGACAUACUGGCAAAGACGGAGUUUCACAAGAUCUGUGAACUGCUGCAUGCCUUCAAUUUCUACCUACAACAUGAACAGACCCGUAUUGUGCUCUGUAUAGAUGCCUUUGAGUACGCCUGUCCAGUGAAGUUGGCUGCGUUGUUCUACCAAGUGCACAGCCUAAUCCUCAGCCAGCCGACAGCACCCGUGGCCUUUGUUAUCGCGACAAACAUCAAGGUAGGCUUCGUGUCAUAA
Molecule: messenger RNA, 426 nt
Organism: Dibothriocephalus latus
Lineage: Eukaryota; Metazoa; Platyhelminthes; Cestoda; Diphyllobothriidea; Diphyllobothriidae
Source: the annotation of a GenBank genome assembly